Molecule: messenger RNA, 1138 nt
Organism: Polyodon spathula (Mississippi paddlefish)
Lineage: Eukaryota; Metazoa; Chordata; Actinopteri; Acipenseriformes; Polyodontidae
Product: homeobox protein Hox-B4a-like
Exons: 2
Coding region: 203-925 (240 amino acids)
Biological process (GO): anterior/posterior pattern specification; regulation of transcription by RNA polymerase II; embryonic skeletal system morphogenesis
Cellular component (GO): nucleus
Molecular function (GO): DNA-binding transcription factor activity, RNA polymerase II-specific; RNA polymerase II cis-regulatory region sequence-specific DNA binding
Source: RefSeq, a predicted model, not a curated record
UUUGGGGUAUGCAGUGCCUCGUCCUGUUUCCUUAUCCGGGAAUUAUAAAAGACCCUCGCUAUUGGCUACCGGUGUCACGUGGCUUCUUAACUUUGUUCACUUGACAGAAAGUAGGAGGGUUUUACGAAACAGGAAAACGAGUAAAGGGUUAGAAAUCAAUUUUAGUAUAUAUUUAGUGUGUGUGUGCAAUUCAAAGAAAUUAAUGGCCAUGAGUUCCUUUUUGAUCAACCCCAACUAUGUGGACCCGAAGUUUCCACCGUGCGAGGAAUAUUCCCAGAAUGAUUACCUACCAAGCCACUCUCCGGAGUACUACAGCAGCCAGAGGCGAGACGCGGCUCUCCAGCAUGAAGCGAUGUUCCACCAGCGGUCAGCUUGCACGGAUCAACCCUACACCUCUUGCCAAGGUCCCGUGCAGCCGGCAGUAGUCCUCUCUCCCCCUAGGGGUCACGUCCAGACCCUGCCUGAACCGAACCACUGUGAGUCGGUCACCCCAAGCCCUCCACUCAACUGCAGCCAAAAUUCUGCGAACCAAAUCACUUUUUCUCCCACCAGUUCUUGCAAAGAGCCCGUAGUUUACCCGUGGAUGAAAAAGGUCCAUGUCAACACCGUAAAUCCAAACUACACAGGGGGCGAACCCAAACGCUCACGGACCGCAUACACCAGACAACAGGUUCUGGAGCUGGAGAAGGAGUUUCACUACAAUCGGUACCUGACCCGGAGACGCAGAGUGGAGAUCGCGCACACGCUGUGCCUGUCCGAGCGUCAGAUCAAAAUCUGGUUUCAGAACCGGAGAAUGAAAUGGAAAAAAGACCACAAGCUCCCCAACACCAAAAUCAGGUCCGGCACCAACCCGUCCAACACAAACUCAGCCGGGAGCCAAGCAAGCACCCAGAACCGCACCAAUGGACCUCUGUCCAGCCUAUAGCCCCAAACCCGCUACCUCGUAAACAAAAUGAAGGGGACGCUAAAGGGCGAUACAAGUUCUCGUUCAUGGAAAGAACAAAGGAACAAAACUUUAAAAAGAGGAGAAAAAAUAUGUGAUUAUUUAUAUAAAUAAUAAUACAAAAUCGGAGGAGUGGGGUCUAUUAUACAAAAGCACGGAGCUGUGUUUUUAAGUGUGUGUGUGUGUGUGUGUGUG